Molecule: messenger RNA, 956 nt
Organism: Magallana angulata
Lineage: Eukaryota; Metazoa; Mollusca; Bivalvia; Ostreida; Ostreidae
Product: transmembrane protein 230-like
Exons: 3
Coding region: 52-402 (116 amino acids)
Cellular component (GO): endomembrane system
Source: RefSeq, a predicted model, not a curated record
GAUAAUCUUCACAUUUGUUGACAUGAAUAUUUGUUUUCUUCUUCUUUGUGGAUGAUGCCGAAAAAAUCAGUACUUAACGGGGGUUCUGCUCAAUAUUACAAGCUAACCAAGGCGCAUGACGAUGGGUAUAUCGAUUUACAGUUCCAGAGACCUCCUCCCAAAGUGCCAUACAAGGCUAUACUGCUGGCGACAGUAUUGUUUUCAAUAGGAACCAUUCUCCUGGUGGUUGGAGCCUUGUUGUUGUCUGGAAACAUCAGUGCAGAGUAUGCGGACAGGACGUGGCCGGUGUUAAUCAUUGGAGCACUCAUGUUUAUUCCUGGAGCUUACCAUGUAAGAAUCGCUUACUACGCAUACAAAGGAUAUGACGGAUUCUCUUAUGAUGAUAUUCCAGAGUUUGACUGAGGACCUUGUAGCUUUACUUUUUUUGAUGCAUUCCACAUGUAAAUAGUCAUUUAACCUUCUGUGUUCUUCAUUUGAUGUAAAAGACUUCACUUGUGAUAGUUUGGUUAUUAGAACUAAGUGUAUUGUAACCAGUUGCAACAAAUAUGUUCACAAAUGAUUAAAUAAAUCUAAUAGCUAGUAUUCAAUUUAAAAAAAAAGAAAUCCACUUGUAAAACUUGUUUUGGAGAAGGUAAUGUUUUAUUAUAUUUUCCUUGUGUUAAUACAUGUACUGGUAGUUAUUAACUUCAUUAACAUCAUGCGUUAAGUGUGCAUUUUUUUAUAUUAUGAUAUUAAUAUCAAUUUUAAAUCAUUUUUACUAUCACAUAUUUUCUGAGAUUUUAUGAUUGUCUGAAGUCUUUGUAUCACAUAAUAACUUUUGAUGUUAUUGGUCUUUAUUUCUGUUUUAUUUUUCUAGUCUGUCCAUAUUUAUAUAUGCAUAUUAUUGUACACCAUGCAUCAUGUGCAUUAAACAGACUGAUCACUCCAUGCAAAGUGCAGUCAGUUAAACUGAUGUA